Coffea eugenioides is the source of this 2419-nucleotide messenger RNA. RefSeq names its product geranylgeranyl transferase type-2 subunit alpha 1. Gene Ontology annotation, cellular component: cytoplasm; Rab-protein geranylgeranyltransferase complex. The record is from RefSeq and is a predicted model, not a curated record. The transcript has 8 exons. Gene Ontology annotation, biological process: protein geranylgeranylation. Bases 115 to 2196 code for a protein of 693 amino acids. Lineage: Eukaryota; Viridiplantae; Streptophyta; Magnoliopsida; Gentianales; Rubiaceae. Gene Ontology annotation, molecular function: Rab geranylgeranyltransferase activity; protein binding.
CCCGUCCUCACCAUCACCGCUCCCUCCCUCCUCCUCCCCAGCGCCACCUCCACCGCCACUGCCGUGUCACGGGAUCCAAUCUCGACUCCACCAUUACGAGAGAAAGGGAAAAAAAUGCACGGAAGGCCGCGAAAAGCCCCAACUGAAGAAGAGCAAGAAGCUUCGGUGGUUAAAGGCGCAAAACUCCGUUCUAUCCAGGCUAAGUUCUUCCAAUUUCAUCACACUAAUACGUAUACGAAAGAAGCCCUAGAGGUCAAUGCGAAACUACUGGAAAUGAAUCCGGAAUUUAUUACUGGUUGGAAUUACCGAAAGCUUGCUGUUCAAUAUCAUCUCGAGGCUGCCCAAUCCGACGAGGACUCGAUUAAGUCCAUUUUAGACGAAGAAUUGAAAGUUGUGGAGAGCGCAUUGAUGACAAACUUCAAGUCAUAUGGAGCUUGGCAUCAUAGGAAAUGGGUGCUAAACAUGGGGCAUUCUUCUACAGACCGUGAAAUGUUUCUCCUGAAAAAGUUUCAGAAGUUAGACGCACGAAAUUUCCAUGCGUGGAAUUACCGAAGAUUUGUGACAGCGUUGAAGAAUAUACCUGAUGAGGAGGAGCUGCAAUAUACAACAGAUAUGAUAUAUGAAAACUUCAGCAACUAUUCUGCUUGGCAUAACCGUAGUGUGCUUCUUUCUCGUUUGCUAAAGGAGGAGGUAGAAGGAUACUACCCAAAAGAGAAGGUUUUGACAGAGGAGUUUGAGUUUGUUCGCAAUGCGCUUUUCACAGAUCCGGAUGAUCAAAGUGGCUGGUUUUAUCAUCUUUGGCUUUUGGAUCAGACAGUUAAACUCGAGCAUUUACCGGUUUCUUCUUGGCCACCUAAUGGUUCCAAUGUUAAUGUAUCAGACUAUUGUGCUUUGUCACCUAGUUUAUCAUCAAUAUCUAGAACACUUCCACUUAUUCUUUGUUUUAGUGAAGCAGUUGGAGGUAUUAAUUCUUCUACAGUAAGUGUAGUAUGUGAAAGCAAUAUGGAUAGCAAUCUCAUUUGGACACCGAUUUCAGUAGAUAAAUCAGGGUUAGCCAGAACAUGGUUGACAUACCUAACUUUUUCCUCUGAGCCAAUGCAUCCUUCCAGGAAUUAUCUAGUGAAGGUUAGCAUCGCCAAUUCUGAGGGCAUAGUUUCUUCAGCUGGUUUUUGCUGUAGCAAUCCUUCUCAUAUGGCAUUCACAAUUUGUCUACCAUCAAGUAACACAGAAUUUGAUGAAGGGCCUGAUAUAGAGAGGAUAGAUUGGUCCGAGGAAAACUUCUCUUCCAAUCAAUUGCAUUCUGAGAAUUUAGGCUUGAUUAACUCAUUUAAUGAGCUGACAAUCAGUGGGGGUAACAAGAAAACAUAUGAAACGAAUGCCAAGAUCAUAGCUGAUGAGAUUGCUUAUUGUCGUGAAUUGCUGUCAGAAAUGGACUGUAAAAUUGGAAAGCUUACACUUGCAAGACUGUUAUUGGCAUAUGAUGCAUUGUCAUCAGCAUCUCGUGGUGUACAGGAUCAAAACAUGUUCCAGUACAAAGAAAUUCUUGAACUUUACCACGAUUUGAUGAAGCUGGACCCGCCACAUUUUCAAUACUACAAGGAUCAAUACAGUUUGGUGUUUUUAAAGCAGGAGCUUGCGAAUGAGGAGUCAUUGCUGAAAUACUGUUAUCAAUAUAGAGAUUCAACUUCUUUGAGUAAUAAUUCUUUAUGUCUAUGCCUGCGCGGUCUUUCACUGUCGCAAAUAGGGUGUAUAGAGCGACUGCUGUGGGUACAAAUGCUUGAUCUUAGCAAUAAUGGAAUUCGUUCAAUUGAAGGUUUGGAGUCCUUGCAGCUUCUUUGCUGCUUAAAUCUUAGUAACAAUAAAAUUUGCAGUUUUUCUGCUCUAGAGCCUUUGAGACUGCUGAAGUCAUUAAAAGUGUUAGAUAUCUCACACAAUGAAAUUGGAGCACAUCCUAUUGACACAAGAAGAUAUUUGUGUGCGUCUCCACUGUCCCAUGCAAGUGAUUGGAAGAGAGAGGAAUUUGUGGUUAGUGGUCCCGAGAUGACAAUUUAUUGGGAUGCUUUUUCGAUUUUUAGUGGCUUGAACUUGAGACAGUUAAGUGUUACCGGAAAUCCAAUUGCUGACAAAAAGUUUAAGUUGUUUUUAUGUAAGCUAUUGCCAGCAAUGAAGUGGCUUGAUGAUGAAAAAUUGAGAUGAUUACUGGAUCUCUGAAUUAGUCGGGUUUCAUUUCUUCUGCAAUUUUUAGAAUUACAUAUAUGAGAGGGCAUGCUAUUUCUGUCUCUAAAACAUACCAAAGCAUGUGAUUUCUCCAGUCCCGAAUUAUUUGUAGUGCCCUGACACUUGGGAAUAUCUUUCGUUUAUUUUUUCACUCAAAUUUGUGUCUUGAAUAGAAUGACUCGUACAUUUGUUUUGGACCUUA